Molecule: messenger RNA, 2856 nt
Organism: Actinia tenebrosa (Australian red waratah sea anemone)
Lineage: Eukaryota; Metazoa; Cnidaria; Anthozoa; Actiniaria; Actiniidae
Molecular function (GO): RNA binding
Source: RefSeq, a predicted model, not a curated record
AUAAGAUAUUUAUUAGAGACGGUUCUAGGAAAUCUUAACUUCGAUGAAACAUGUCGGCAUAGAUUAAUGGCUAUGAUGUCGGGGAGCGCCAUCCUUGUUUCGGGUUUACCAAAAGAUGUCCUUGAGAAAGACUUGCGGAUCUAUUUUCAAAGUAACGAAGAAUCUGGUGGAGGAGAUAUUGAUAACAUUGAUGUCGACGGUGAGCGAGGCGAGGCAAAGAUUGAAUUUGUGGAGGCUUCAGUUACCGAAMAAGUUCUUGACAGAAAACAUGAAUAUAAAGGGUGUCAGCUAACUGUGAAAGAAURYCAACCGUCUAUAGAUGAGGUACAUCAAGACGAACCUGAGUGCGCUUCUAUCCUGGUCAGUGGUCUUUCCAAUAAUUGUACAAAGGACGCCCUAGAAAUGUACUUUGAGAAUGCUCGUCGAUCUGGUGGUGGUGACGUCACUGAUGUAGAAAUGAAAGGGGAUAAAGCUGUCGUUACCUUCGAGUCGUCAGAUGUKGCCAAGCGGGUGCUUGCCAGACCACAUGAAUAUCAAGGGUGUCAGCUAACUGUGAAAGAAUACAAGCCUUCCACAGAUGAGUGUGUUUCUGUCCUGGUCAGUGGCCUUUCCAACAAAUGUACAAAAGACGCCCUAGAAAUGUACUUUGAGAAUGCUCGUCGAUCUGGUGGUGGUGACGUCACUGAUGUAGAAAUGAAAGGGGAUAAAGCUGUUGUUACCUUCGCGUCGUCAGAUGUUGCCAAGCGGGUGCUCACAAGAACACAURAAUAUCAAGAGUGUCAUCUAACUGUGGAAGAAUACAAGCCGUCCACAGAUGAGUGCGCUUCUGUCCUGGUCAGUGGCCUUUCCAGCAAAUGUACCAAGGACGCCCUAGAAAUGUACUUUGAGAAUGCUCGUCGAUCUGGUGGUGGUGACGUCACUGACGUAGAAAUGAAAGGGGAURAAGCUGUUGUUACCUUCGUGUCGUCAGAUGUUGCCAAGCGGGUACUCGCCAGAAUACAUGAAUAUCAAGGGUGUAAACUAACUGUAGAAGAAUACAAACCGUCUUCAUAUGAGAUACAUCAAGAUGAGCCCGAGCGUUCGUGUGUGCUGGUGAGCGGCUUUUCAGACAAUUGUACGAAAGAYGCCCUAGAAAUGUACUUUGAGAAUGCUCGUCGAUCUGGUGGUAGUGACGUCACUGAUGUAGAAAUGAAAGGGGAUAAGGCUGUCGUUACAUUCGCAUCGUCAGAUGUUGCCAAGCGGGUGCUCACAAGAACACAUGAAUAUCAAGGGUGUCAACUAACGGUGGAAGAGUACAAGCCGUCUACAGAUGAGUGUUCUAGUGUGUUGGUCAGCGGCUUUUUAGAUAAUUGUACGAAAGACGCCCUAGAAAUGUACUUUGAGAAUGCUCGUCGAUCUGGUGGUGGUGACGUCAAUGAUGUAGAACUGAAAGGGGAUAAAGCUSUCGUUACCUUCGCGUCGUCAGAUGUUGCCAAGCGUGUGCUCGCCAGAUCACAUGAAUAUCAAGGGUGUCAACUAACUGUGGAAGAAUACCGUGCUUCUUUGUUAGUCAGCGGUAUUACCAGUACAAUUACAGAGGGGAAAAUACGAAGGUACUUUGAGAAUGCCCGUCAGUCUGGUGGCGGUAAGGUGACAGACAUCCAGCGUCAUGGAAGUCAAGCAAUUGUUACGUUUGCGUCUCCUUUUGUUGCAGAACGAGUGUCACAGAAGAAAACCCUAGAAUUUUGUGGAGCGAGGUUUACUAUGACGCUGAAAGAAAUCUGUGAAGAAACUCCAAAAGAUCCAAWAAGACUUCACGUGAUCAAUAUAGACACUGAGAUAUCUGCGGAGAGGUUAACAUUGUUCAUGGAGGUGAUCAGCGGAGAGGAAGUAGAAGACGUGRUUUUUGGAAGUUAUUCAAAUGCAUUGGUUACCUUUAAAAAUCCACCAGACUUCAAGAAAUCACAAGAAAAGUGUAGCACAAGAGCCCUUGACGGCAGACACCUAGAAAUCGAACAGGUUGACAUAUGUAACUGUAUCGAAGUGACAGGACUCGCUCCAAAYACAACCAGAGACAUCCUGUUCUAUUACUUCGAAAGUCCACGAAAUGGAGGCGGUGAAGUGAAAAAGGUAGAAAUGGAUGAAGAUGGCACAAGAGCUUUGGUGUUCUUCGAAGAUCUAUCAGUUAACAAUAAUAUGGUCACAAAGCAAGAUCUUGUAAUCAAUGGAACGAAGCUGAAGGUGGUUCCUUACUAUGUCUUUCUUGGUGAGACCUCAGCCASCCCUGGAGUUGGGAAAGCGGAAAGAAUUGUCAAAGCCAGUCCACAGACGAUGGAAUUUAUUAACAAAUUCCUCAAACAAGAAUUCGAACAGCUUCUGCAGGAACACCAAAUAAAGUACACGUGGCAGGAAGGUUCAGGAGAGAUUGUUCUUAGUUGUGUUGAGCCCAAGAUGGACAAGAAGACAUGGGAGAAUUCCUGUGAAGCUGUUGUAGCCUUCAUCAACCAGAUUGUGACACAAACUAUCCCCGUGUCAGAAGAAGAAGUCUGGAAAGAAUUGUGUAAGGAAGCGAAGAAAAAGUGUGUCGUUUUUGAAGACCGAGUAAAUAUCAUGUGCUUGRAAAAAAAACGCUCAUUCACGUUGACAGGCAAGAAAACUGAGGUGUCUUUAUUGACCGAACAAUUGAAAGAUCUAAGCUCUGAAAUUGAGAAGCAAAUUAUUUACGAAAAAAGCAAAAUUAGCAAGAAAAUUUCUCUCAACGUUGCACAAAUGGAGUUGUUUAAGUUCAUUGGGUUUGUAGAAGAUCUGCAAGAGAGAUUUAAAGACCUUGAAGUGACGUGACGAUGGUAGAAAACGAUGGAUCCAUUAACUUCAGGG